AUGGAUUUGAAAAAACAAGUCCUCGAUGUUUACAAACUUUUCAUCGAAGAUGGCGAAACUUUCCUUCGUGCUAGAAAUCUCGGUAAAGCGCUGAGAUCUGCUGGCAAAAAUCCGACGGACAUGGAAAUUCACGAAAUGGUCAAUUUUGCGAACUUUCACUACGAUGGUUUCAUCAAUCCAGAGCGAUUUUUGGACAUUUUCUUGGCCUUCCAAGUGUUCGGCAGUGCCAACAAAGCAGAUGCCAACAUCGUUGAAGAAAUAUUGAGAGAAUCGAAAAUUGACGAAACUCAGUAA
Oikopleura dioica is the source of this 294-nucleotide messenger RNA. The record is from the annotation of a GenBank genome assembly. Lineage: Eukaryota; Metazoa; Chordata; Appendicularia; Copelata; Oikopleuridae.